AUGACCACAGAGCCAAAAGACCUGCUCCUCCUCGUCUGGGUACACGGGUUCAAAGGAAAUGACGUGACAUUCGAGUCAUUCCCAGAACGAAUAUCUCAUCUACUCGCUACGACCCACCCUUCACUCAAAGUGGAAAGCCGUGUGUUUCCAGCCUACCAAACCCGAGGCGAACUGACCGCAGCGACAUUGGCUUUCGUGGAUUGGCUGACCGAACUAGUUGUUAACCUGGAAAACGAUCAUGGAGCAGGUGGAGGGGCUGGGAAGGCAAAGGUCGUCUUGAUGGGUCAUUCUAUGGGCGGACUGUUGAUAGCUGAUGCUGCGAGGGAUAUCGCGAGUAAUACGAGAGAAGGCGAUAUGAUGUGGCCUAGAAUAGUGGGGAUCUUAGCUUUCGAUACUCCUUAUCUCGGUUUGCAUCCUAAACAUCACCUUUCCCAAGCCGCAUCUUAUGUCGAUCAAGCUCGUAAUAUAGCCUCUACCGUCGGCAUGCUAUCGCCUAUGGCCCUAGGUUUGGGAUUUGGCAAAUUCGGGAAGAAGACAGAGACUGCUCCCGAAGCUGGCCCCUCGAAUAGUCGGACACCCUCGAGCGGGAAGGGCAAGGAGAAAGAAACUGAAACUGCCGUUCUACCCAAUGCCUCGUCUGCAAGCACCGAAACAACCACAACUACUGGCUGCUUCUGGUCAAGAAUACCUUCGUUAGCAACUCCAUCCACUACAACGAUGUAUGGUCUAGGCGCGGCCGCUCUCGGUGCUGUAGCUUUGGGAACAGCUUACUACAGGAGGGAGGAUUUCAUCACAGGGUGGAAAUGGGGAUAUGAUCACAUGACGUUUGUGAAGAAUCUAUGGGAUGAUGAAGGCAUGAAGAGUAGACUGGUGGCUAUACAUGAGCUAUUAGUAGGCAGGAAAAUAGUAUUUCAUAACUAUUACACCCAUCUACCUCCCUGUCCACCGACUCAAUUAGUCUCACGGACGUUCGCUAUCCUCCCACCGAUGACGCAUCCAUUGUAUGAAUACUUCGAUACGGCUUCGAACACCAUAGCGAAAGAUGAAGUCUCAGCUCAUAUGGGGAUGUUCAACCCAAAGACGAACGAUGGGUUCUACGACCUAGGUCUAGAAGUAGUUAGAGUGAUAGGUGAGAAAAUCGAAGAGGAGGGGGUGGGUAGAUCGGAUGUCAAGGGCUUGGACGAAGUUCUAUCGGAGUUGGAUAAUACCGAAUCUCAAGCGAAUGAGAAAGAGAAUGGGAAGUGGGGAGUGGAAAAGGAUGAAUUAGGGCAUGAAGUGUGGGUUGAGAAGUAG
This is a messenger RNA of Kwoniella mangroviensis CBS 8507, 1293 nucleotides long. RefSeq lists its product as uncharacterized. NCBI's taxonomy places the organism in Eukaryota, Fungi, Basidiomycota, Tremellomycetes, Tremellales, Cryptococcaceae. The transcript has 9 exons. The coding region runs from base 1 to 1293 and encodes 430 amino acids. The record is from RefSeq and is a predicted model, not a curated record.